This is a messenger RNA of Hibiscus syriacus, 2599 nucleotides long. RefSeq names its product serrate RNA effector molecule-like. The transcript is spliced from 12 exons. Gene Ontology annotation, biological process: mRNA processing; primary miRNA processing. The record is from RefSeq and is a predicted model, not a curated record. Lineage: Eukaryota; Viridiplantae; Streptophyta; Magnoliopsida; Malvales; Malvaceae. The coding region runs from base 92 to 2311 and encodes 739 amino acids. Gene Ontology annotation, cellular component: nuclear body.
ACUCGUUGCUCUCGAUCCUCAGUCAUCGCAAAUAUAGUUUUCGAUUUUUUGCUCUAUAUUUUAUCUAUCUAGGGUUCAUUUUACCGACGCCAUGGCCGAGGUCAUAAACAUGACGGUCGAUUCCCUAGACAGCCGCCGCGGUGGCGACCGUAAAGAUAACAACAACAACGGCAGACAACUUCCGGUGUCUGACGAUCCCAACUCUUCUCCCCCUGCUCAGCCGCCUCCUCGACGCCGCGACCGAGAUUCGCGUGAGCGACGGGACCGCGAUUUCAACGAUCGCAACUGCUCUCCCCCGCCUCCACCUCCCAUAGAGCGAGAUUACAAGCGGCGCAGUAGCAUUAGCCCUCCACCUCCGCCGUUGAGUUACAGGGGUAGGAGACACUCGCCUCCGCCUCGUAGGUCCCCGCCUUAUAAGAGGUCUAGGCGCGAGGAUGGAGGGUAUGAAGGGAGGAGAGGAAGCCCUAGAGGCGGAUUUGGACCCGGAGACAGGAGGUUUGGGUAUGAUCAUGGUGGUGGAUAUGAUCGUGAGAUGAUGGGUAGGCCUGGUUACCUUGAUGAUAGGCCUCAUGGCCGGUUUGGUCGCUCUUCUGGUGGUUAUCAAGAUUGGGAUUCUGGUUCUGGCAGAUAUGGUGAUGCUUCUUAUUCAGGGAGUGCUCAAAGUAAAAUUUUCAGAGAAGGAUUGAUGACAUACAAGCAAUUCAUUCAAGAGCUUGAGGAUGAUAUACUACCAGCUGAAGCUGAGCGCAGGUACCAAGAAUACAAGUCAGAGUAUAUAUCUACCCAAAAACAAGCUUUUUUUGAUGCCCACAAGGAUGAGGAAUGGUUGAGAGACAAAUAUCAUCCGACAAACUUGGUCACUGUUAUUGAAAGGAGGAAUGAGCUUGCACGCAAAGUUGCUAAGGAUUUCUUGCUUGACCUGCAGAGUGGAACACUGGACUUAACUCCUGGUGUCAAUGCUUUUUCGUCAAAUAAAUCAGGACAGACCAGUGAACCUAAUUCUGAAGAUGAAACUGACACCGGUGGCAAAAGGAAGCGGCAUGGUAGGGAGCCUACUAAAGAAACUGGUCUUUCUCUGGCUCCAAAGGCUCACCCAAUCAGUUCUGAUCCCAGAAGAAUUCAGAUCGACAUUGGACAAGCACAGUACCUUGUACGUAAACUGGACUCUGAAAAAGGAAUCGAGGAAAAUAUUUUAACUGGGCCAGACAAUGACAAAAUAAAUAGAGAUAAAUCUCAUGGUAGUUUGGAAGGCCAAGUGAUUAUUGUACGUGGCUUGACUUCUGUAAAAGGCCUAGAAGGUGUUGAGCUUCUUGAUACUCUUAUAACUUACUUGUGGCGUGUCCAUGGUGUGGACUACUACGGAAUGGUUGAAACAAGUGAAGCUAAGGGUCUUAGGCAUGUGAGAGCCGAGGGAAAGAAUUCAGAUGUUACUAGUAAUGGGUCUGAGUGGGAAAUGAAACUUGACUCACACUGGCAAGGGAGAUUGAGUGGUCAAGAUCCUUUGGAGGUAACGACUGCUAAGGACAAAAUAGAUGUUGCUGCUGUUGAAGCUUUGGAUCCUUUUGUCAGGAAGAUAAGGGAUGAAAAGUAUGGUUGGAAGUAUGGUUGUGGUGCUAAGGGCUGCACAAAGCUCUUUCAUGCUGCAGAAUUUGUGCACAAGCAUCUUAAACUCAAACAUCCAGAACUUGUGUUUGAGCAAACGUCUAAUGUGCGUGAAGAGCUCUAUUUCCAGAACUACAUGAAUGAUCCAGAUGCGCCUGGUGGGAAACCUGUUUUGCAGCAACCUUUACUGAAGAACAAACCUCAGAGACGUCAAUUAAUGGAAAAUCGCUUGAAAGAUGAACGUGGCUCACAUAGAGAACGUGACAAUCGAGCAAGUGGUAGUGACAGAUUUGAUAGGUCUGAAAACCCUCAAUCAAGUGAUUUUCCAUCAAACAAUGAUGGGCCUGAUGGGGGGAGCAAUGAUGAUCCUAUGUUUGAUGCUUUUGGCAGACAAGGGAUGCAUGUAGCAGCCCCAUUUUCUUCAGAUAUGGCACCUCCGCCAGUAUUGAUGCCUGUUCCUGGUGCUGGUCCACUGGGGCCCUUUGUUCCAGCUCCACCGGAACUUGCAAUGCAAGUGUUUAGAGAGCGAGGUGGUAAUGGUCCUUUUGAAGGCAAUGCUCGAAGUGGAUGUGCUGGACCUAAUUUAACUGGACCAGUCCCCUUUCUUUUGCCUCCUGGCUUCCGAAAAGAUCCUCGGCAUUUACGAAGUUAUCAAGACCUUGAUGCACCCGAUGAUGAAGUUACGGUUAUAGACUACCGUAGUUUGUAGGUAUAAGCAAUUAAGGGAUCUAAAAUGCAUCCAAUGGAAUCCGGAAGCUGUUUCAUCAGAACUCGUUGAAUGCUGUUAUUUUACGAUUCUCUGAGCAGAGAAGCAUUGACCUUGUACUAUAGCUGCACUUCUUGCGAGCAAGAGUAGUUCGAGUCGCUUGUGUGUAGGUCUUAUUAUAUUUCUUGGCCCACAUAACCUAUUCGAAAAGAGAUGAUUAUUGAGAUACAAGUAUUUAUUUGCUGUAGAAUGGACUUAUCCUGUUCUGAAGUGAACAAGUUUUCUUGGAUA